This is a messenger RNA of Arabis nemorensis, 1431 nucleotides long. The record is from the annotation of a GenBank genome assembly. Lineage: Eukaryota; Viridiplantae; Streptophyta; Magnoliopsida; Brassicales; Brassicaceae.
AUGGCAGAAGAAGAUUCACUAUUAGCUUCUUCUCCUAAUAAAUCUUCUUCUUCUUCGAUUCUGUCUGAAAUAUCAAAUGCCUCCACGAGAGCUUUUGUUCUUGCCUUCAUUGUUGGUUCUUCUGGUGCUCUUGCCUUUGGAUGCAUUGUCGGAUAUACAGCUCCUACACAGUCAAGUAUCAUGAAAGACUUGAAUCUCUCUGUUGCUGAUUAUUCACUAUUUGGAUCAAUAUUAACGGUUGGACUAAUCCUUGGAGCAUUAGUCUGUGGGAAAUUAACAGAUUUGACAAUAUGGAUCACCAACAUUCUCUUCGUAAUCGGUUGGCUCGCUAUAGCAUUUGCCAAGGGUGCUUGGAUGCUCGAUCUUGGAAGGUUAUUGCAAGGGAUCUCUGUCGGAAUCAGCUCGUACUUGGGACCGAUUUACAUCACCGAGAUAGCACCAAGAAACUUGCGAGGAGCUGCUUCUUCCUUGGUGCAGUUAUUUGUCGGUGUUGGUAUAUCGGCUUUUUAUGCACUUGGAACAGUCGUUGCAUGGCGCAAUUUAGCCAUUUUGGGAUCUUUGCCUUCUCUUAUGGUUCUGCCUCUGCUUUUCUUCAUCCCCGAAUCGCCUAGAUGGCUAGCUAAAGUAGGGAGGGAAAAGGAGGUCGAGGCGGUUUUGUUAUGCCUACGAGGUGCAAAGUCCGAUGUAUCAGAAGAAGCAGCAGAGAUAUUAGACUAUACACAACAUGUUAAACAACAACAGGAUGUGGAAGACCGUGGUUUCUUCAAGCUGUUUCAGCGAAAAUACGCAUUAUCACUUACCAUUGGAGUAGUUCUUAUAACUCUGCCUCAGCUUGGAGGUCUUAAUGGUUAUACUUUUUACACUGACUCCAUUUUCACCUCUACCGGUGUAUCGAGUGACGUUGGAUUCAUAUCGACAUCUAUUGUUCAGAUGUUUGGAGGCGUUUUAGGUACUCUGCUUGUGGAUGUAUCGGGAAGACGUGCACUCCUACUGGUUUCUCAAGGUGGAAUGUUCUUGGGUUGUCUUGCAACAGCCAUUUCAUUUUUCUUGCAGAAAUACAAUUGCUGGGAAACAGGAACACCUAUCUUGGCUCUCAUUAGUGUUCUGGUGUAUUUUGGAUCAUACGGAUUAGGCAUGGGACCGUUACCAUGGAUCGUUGCAUCAGAGAUUUAUCCAGUGGACGUGAAGGGAGCAGCGGGAACCGUGUGUAACCUGGCCACCUCUAUAAGCUCAUGGCUCGUUACUUACUAUUUCAGUUUCUUGCUUCAAUGGAGUUUUACAGGAACAUUUACGAUGUUUGCCAUAGUGAUUGGCUUUGGAUUUGUGUUCACGGCCAAGCUUGUUCCAGAGACCAAAGGCAAAUCUUUAGAAGAGAUUCAGUCUCAUAAUUUCACUGAUGAUUUUCCUUCUCAAGAUUCUACAAUAUUCUAA